Messenger RNA from Clonostachys byssicola, 1725 nucleotides. The record is from the annotation of a GenBank genome assembly. NCBI's taxonomy places the organism in Eukaryota, Fungi, Ascomycota, Sordariomycetes, Hypocreales, Bionectriaceae.
AUGGGUCGCGACGACAUUGUGUCGCCAUGCCAGGUGAAGGAGAUGAUUGCAGAAGGGAAGGCGAUCGUAAUCAUGGACGAUUACGUUCUCCGACUGGACUCCUGGCUCAACAGACACCCGGGAGGUGACUUGGUCAUCAAACACAUGAUUGGGAGAGAUGCCACCCAUGAAAUCACAGUGUAUCAUUCCGCUGCUACCGUGCAGAAAAUGAAGGCUUUUCGGAUAGGCCGGAAGCCAGCGGGACCGUGGCCCAACAUGACACCGCCAAUUAGAGGCGGCAUCUACACCCCCAGCGAGACAGCCAAGACCCUCGAGUCGGAUGAUGAUGAGGAUCUCCUCAGUCACAUUGGCGACGGGGCCUCGUCGGCGACCUCUGCAGCGUCCAGCAGCAGCAGCAUCGUCGAUGACUUGGUGGAGUCCCUGGACAAGAAGGCGUAUGAGGCUGGCCUUGCCCCGGACUCUUCGGACUCUUCGGGUCUCCGGAGACGCAAUGCUACGGCAGAUGCCUCCCGUCCCGCCCCCAAGAUCCGUCACCUGUCCCCCACAGAGUACACUGACUGGGCCAUGCAGAGGGACAUUGGCCGGGACCUGGAGGAGUACCCUUCGGUAGAGCCCAUCCUCCAGCAGGACAUCGCCCAGAAGUAUGGUGAACUCCACCAGAAGAUUGUCGACAUGGGGUACUACAACACCCCGUACCUUGACUAUGGCAAAGAGUGCGCCCGGUACUUUACAUUGUUUACCUUGUUCAUUGUCUUCCUCCGCUGGCAGUGGUUCGUCCCGUCGGCCAUCUCUCUAGGCCUCUUCUGGCAUCAAAUCAUGUUUUCAGCCCAUGAUUCAGCCCACACUGCCAUCACACACAACUGGAAUGUCGACACCUUCAUCAGCUUGUUCAUUGCUGAUUUCUGUUGUGGACUUUCCAUCGGCUGGUGGAAGAGUAGCCACAAUGUCCAUCAUCUAAUCACAAACCAACCCGAACAUGACCCUGAUAUCCAGAACCUUCCCUUAUUCGCUACAUGUCCCUCUUUCUUCAAGUCCCUACACUCCACCUAUUACGACUUCACCUACGUCUGGGACAAGGCCUCCGAGAUCCUCGUCCCCUUCCAGAAAUACACCUACUACCCCGUCAUGGGCAUCGCCCGCUUCAACCUCUACCUCCUCUCCUGGCUCCACGUCCUCGGCAACCGCUCCACCGGCCUCGGGACCACCACCGCAUGGUGGAUCCGCCCGACCGAGAUCACCUUCAUGGCCUGCUACUGGUUCCUCUUCGGCUACGUCCUCUGCUGGCGCAACAUCCCGACCUGGACCUCCCGCGUCGUCUUCAUCCUCGUUAGCCACAUCAUCACCAUGCCGCUCCACGUCCAGAUCACCCUCUCCCACUGGGGCAUGUCCACCUCCGACCUGGGCGAGAGCGAGUCCUUCGCCCAGCGCCAGCUCCGGACCACCAUGGACGUCGACUGCCCCGCCUGGAUGGACUUUGUCCACGGCGGCCUGCAGUUCCAGGUCAUCCACCACCUCUUCCCCCGCGUGCCCCGGCACAACCUGCGCAAGGUGCAGGCGCUCGUGCGGGAGUUUUGCCACGAGACGGGCAUCCCGUACUCCAUCCUGACGUUUACCGACGGGAACAAGAAGGUGCUCGGGCAUUUGGACAAGGUGGGCGAGCAGGUUAGUAUGCUGGUCAAGUGUCAGCAGUAUAUGGCCGAGACGGGGGAGAGCGGGCUUCAUUAG